AUGGCGCGGCGCAGCCCCCGCGCACCGUGCCUCGUCCUUCUCUUGUUCUUCGUCGUUCUCGUCGUCAACCCCGCGCGCGCCGCCUUCCCCUGGCUUCCACGGCGGGCGCUGAUGUUUGCCGACGCGCCGAGUCGCCACGGGCUGCGGGGUGUGCCGGCGGCGGCUUCCGCCGACGUCCUGCCGCCGCGGAGGGCGCUGAUUUCCGCUGCGGACGUCGAAGGCGCCCCGGAGACGCUUUCCGCGCACGAGCAAGGGGAGUCGGAGGAGGUUGGUGCUUCGGAGGGAGAGGACGAGAUGCAGGAGGAGGAAGCGGCUGAGGAGGGCAGGGUGCUUCAGGAGCAAGGGGAGUCCGAGGAGGUUGGUGCUUCGGAGGCCGAGGAGGAAAAGGAGGAGAUGCAGGAGGGAGAGGGGAUUGAGGAGGGCAAGGUGCUGCAGGAAGAGGAAAGAGAGUCCGAGGAGGUUGGUGCUUUGGAGGGAGAGGAGGAAGAAGAGGAAAUGCAGGAGGGAGAGGAAAUUGAGGAGGGCAGGGUGCUGCAGGAAGAGGAAGGAGAGUCCGAGGAGGUUGGUAAUCUGGAGGCAGAGGAGGAAGAAGAGGAGAAUGAGGAGGAGGGGGAGAUGCAGGAAGGGAGGGCACUGACGGAGCAAGACGACGGUGAGGAGGGGGGCGAGUGGGAUGGGGAUGCUGAGGAGGAGGAAGAAGAGGAGAUGCAGGAGGGGAGGGCUCUGAUGGAGCAGGACGGUGCUGAGGAGGAGGGUGAAUGGGACGAGGAAGAGGAGGAGAUGCAAGAGGGAGAGGGGAUGCAGGAGGGGAGGGCGCUGAUGGGGGACGACGGAGAUGAGGAGGAGGUUGGUGCUUUGGAGGCUGGGGAGGAAGAGGAGAUGCAGGAGGGGAGGGCGCUGAUUGGGGACGACGGAGAGUCGGAGGAGGAGGAGGUUGGUGCUUUGGAGGCCGGGGAGGAGGAGGAGGAGGAGGAGGACGAGGAGGAGGAGGAGGAGAUGCAGGAGGGGAGGGCUCUGGCAGAGCAGGAGGGUGAAUGGGACGAGGAUGCUGAGUGGGACGAGGACGCUGAGGCGGAGGAAGAGGAGGAGAUGCAGGAUGGAGAGGAGAUUGAGGAAGGCAGGGUGCUGCAGGAGCAAGGAGAGUCCGAGGAGGCAGAGGAGGAGAUUCAGGAGGAGCAAGAGGAUUUUGGUGAUGAGGAAGAGGAGGAGAUGCAGGAGGAGCAAGAGGGCAGGGAUUUGGCUGAGAUCGACGAUUCUGAGGGCGAGGAGGUGGAAGAGGAGGACGAGGCAGAGAUGCAAGAUGAGGAGGAGGGGGAGGAGGGGCGGGCUUUGGCCGAGAUAGAUGAUUCUGAGGGUGAGAAUGAGGAUGAGGAGGAGGAGGCAGAGAUGCAAGAUGAGGAGGAGGAGGGGCGGGCUUUGGCCGAUCUUGACGAUUCUGAAGGUGUGAAUGAGGAUGAGGAGGAGGACGAGGAGGAGGGCAGGGCUUUGGCAGAGAUUGACGAUUCUGAGGGUGAGAAUGAGGAUGAUGAGGAGGAGGAGGAGGAGGCAGGGAUGCAGGAGGGGAUGGAGGAGGAUGGUAGGGUGCUUCUUGCAGGAGAGGGUGAGGAGGGCGAGGAGGGAGAGGAGGGGGGUGAGGAAUUCGAGCAGCAGGUGGUUGACUCAGAGGAGGGGAUGGAGGAGGAUGGGAGGGUGCUGCUGGCAGGAGAGGAGGGUGAGGAGGGAGAGAGUGAUGGGAGUGCGGAGGAAGAGCAGUGGGCAGAGGAAGGGAGUGAGGAGGAGGGGAUUGAGGAGGAGGGGAUGGUGGAUGUGGCUUAG
Messenger RNA from Closterium sp. Yama58-4, 1815 nucleotides. NCBI's taxonomy places the organism in Eukaryota, Viridiplantae, Streptophyta, Zygnematophyceae, Desmidiales, Closteriaceae. The record is from the annotation of a GenBank genome assembly.